UUGCGGAGAAAGAAAUGGCAGCUCAAAGUCCUCACGGUGGUAGAAAGAAGCAAGGCGUCGUGGAGAAGUAACGAUAUCGCGCAGCGUAUAUAAAAGGAUCCAUGGCUUCUUCUCAUCUCAUCCAUUUCAAGCCUGCAAUUCCUGCAACCAUGGCCUCGCGUUGUCUCUCCUCCCAUAAGAAUCUGUUGUUUCUUGCUUUCUUAGUGCUCUCCAUUCUUGCCGCCCGGUCCGAAGCAGGCAGCAUUGCCAUCUACUGGGGCCAAAAUGGCAAUGAAGGAUCCCUGGAGGAUACUUGCUCCACUAGAAACUUCGCUUAUGUCAACAUCGCCUUCCUCUCCACCUUCGGCAGGGGUCAGACUCCGCAGAUCAACCUCGCCGGCCACUGCGACCCUCCCUCUGGUAAUUGUGCUGGUUUUAGCGACCAGAUAAAAUCCUGUCAGAGCCAAGGGGUGAAGGUCAUGCUCUCCAUAGGAGGUGGAGCAGGAAGCUAUGGCCUAGACUCUGCAGACGACGCCAGGAACGUUGCGGACUACCUCUGGAACAACUUCCUCGGAGGCCAGUCAUCGUCACGCCCCUUGGGAGAUGCAGUGCUUGAUGGCAUCGAUUUCGAUAUCGAGAGGGGAACCAUGCAGUACUGGGACGAGCUCGCCAGGAGCCUAGCUAACCGGGGCCAGAAGGUGUACCUGACGGCAGCCCCUCAGUGUCCGUUCCCCGACGCAUGGAUGGGUGGAGCACUCAACACCGGCCUCUUUGACUACGUGUGGGUGCAAUUCUACAACAAUCUUCCAUGCCAGUACAGCUCCGACUUGACGGGGCUCUCGAAUGCGUGGACACAGUGGACGACAUCCAUUACUGUGAGCCAGGUCUUCUUGGGGUUGCCAGCGUCGCCGCAAGCCGCAGGCAGUGGUUUCAUUCCGGCAGACACCCUGAUCUCGCAAGUGCUUCCCGUGGUCAAGCAAGCCAGCAAGUAUGGAGGGGUCAUGCUGUGGUCCAGGGCCCAGGACAAUGGGUAUAGCUCCUCCAUUAAACCCAGUGUUUGAAACAUUUAUUCAAGUAAACCCACUUUUUUAAUAAAUUUUUAUAUUGCAACUAAGCACUUCAGGUGGCUUUCGAUCCGAUUAUGUGUGGUCCGGGGUUCAGCACUCAGAGGUUUGUAAUACAAAAAUAUUCCUAGUGAAAUGAAGUCCCCCAUUUUAUUGGGAAAAUUAAGGAAAGA
Molecule: messenger RNA, 1216 nt
Organism: Amborella trichopoda
Lineage: Eukaryota; Viridiplantae; Streptophyta; Magnoliopsida; Amborellales; Amborellaceae
Source: RefSeq, a predicted model, not a curated record